Aplosporella prunicola CBS 121167 is the source of this 588-nucleotide messenger RNA. RefSeq lists its product as uncharacterized. The record is from RefSeq and is a predicted model, not a curated record. The coding region runs from base 61 to 417 and encodes 118 amino acids. Lineage: Eukaryota; Fungi; Ascomycota; Dothideomycetes; Botryosphaeriales; Aplosporellaceae. The transcript has a single exon.
UGUUUACGACGAAUCAGUGCUCGCGAGACUGUGUCACCUGGACGUACCCUGCCGCAUGCGAUGUUUGCGCUUAGCCACGGCUGCUCAAGGCGCCGGGUAGUGGCGGGACGGCAAGGCGUGGACUACUAUACUUUACUCCCCUCGGGCGCAGUCACAAGAGCACCCUGUUCACCUCUUUCCUCCCCCGCAGUGAGCUUGGAUCAGCAAUUGACGCGGUUUGUGGGGUAUCUCAGCUGUCGUCCAUCCCCCUGCGCGCGAGUCAUGCACUGCGUCAUGGAACGGCCUCUGCAUCUCCCACCGCUGGACCACCGGUCAAAGACGUGCCUAUACAACUCAACAUCAGUGACCAUCCCCCUUAUAGACCACCGCCACUGCGGGGGGCGCGUCUCGGCCCUGUCCGCCCGUCAUCCCCUCUAGUUCCGCACCGCCCGGUCCGUCCCAAUCCGGACCCCCUCAUCCGAGUUACGAGAAACCGGGCCUCUUCUUCCCGUGCCGACACUCUCGUUUGCCCUGCUGACGCCCGUUCCGUGGAACACAUGCACCCCUUGUGGCGCCCAAGUACGUAAUGUCAAGCGAAGAGGGGUUGAG